AUGCAAGUUGCGUUGCGUAAACGCGCCGCCGCUCAGGAACAAGUCGAGUCUAUGCGCAGUCACCAUAUCCAGUUGAGCAUUCAUACGGGCGCACGCCGGAAGCUCGAGGCAACGCUAACGGGAACUCGGUGGCGCUUGUCUGAAAAUGGUUUUUCUUUCAAGUACAUGUUACGAGCUUUUCAUUCGAUUUCCCUCCAUCCCCAUCCGCAUAGAUUCGCACAGUCACCACUUCAGUUGCAAAGUAUAAAGUAG
Psilocybe cubensis is the source of this 252-nucleotide messenger RNA. RefSeq lists its product as uncharacterized. The transcript has 3 exons. Bases 1 to 252 code for a protein of 83 amino acids. The record is from RefSeq and is a predicted model, not a curated record. NCBI's taxonomy places the organism in Eukaryota, Fungi, Basidiomycota, Agaricomycetes, Agaricales, Agrocybaceae.